Oryzias latipes (Japanese medaka) is the source of this 2384-nucleotide messenger RNA. RefSeq names its product adenylate kinase 7. Gene Ontology annotation, molecular function: ATP binding; nucleobase-containing compound kinase activity. The record is from RefSeq and is a predicted model, not a curated record. Lineage: Eukaryota; Metazoa; Chordata; Actinopteri; Beloniformes; Adrianichthyidae. Gene Ontology annotation, biological process: nucleobase-containing compound metabolic process.
CAACCCCAUCACCAUAGCAACAAAUAGCACUGGGAGAAACAACUUAUCUUUGCGAAAUACGCACGCUUUAAGAGCUAAAAAAGCUUUUCUCUUUGUCAUAUAUUUGGUGACUUUAAAGAUUAAAGUCCAUUUUGUUUAACAUGGAAGGCAACACUAAUCCAAACAACCCUAGAAGGGUUUUUAUAAACGACGUGGACGAAUUUUCUUCCAAAAACAUCGCAAAGUUUUUAUCCGCGUGUGAGGCUGGUAAGGAGGAGGAGGAGGAGGAAGAAGAGUCUCCUCAGAGGAAGAAGUCUUUUGAGUUUGACGUCGUGGGAAACGUGAGCUCGUCCUCCUCACGCCAAAAACCAGCGUUUCUGCUCGAACAAUAUGUGUCCCCGACCAGAGAAGAACUUUUCCAGGUUCUGCUGGAGAGUGACGUUGUGGUCUACAACGUUUCAGAAAGCUCUUUGCCCAGGCAGGUGGAGGAAGCAUCAUGGGCUGUUACAGCUCUUCAUGCAGCGUCAGAGAGCUUCAAAGCAGAGAAAAUGUUCAUCUUGGUCUCCUCUGUAAUGGGAUGGGCCACGACUGCACCUAAGGACCCGAGCGAUGAAGACCACCUGCCGUCAGAUGAGGAGUUUUGGAAAAGGAGGCCUCACCCCAGAUUUAAGUCGCACAACACUCUGGAAAAACUUGUGAUUAAGCUGUCUAAAAUGAAGUCCAAGCUGAAAUGUUAUGUCGUCGCUGCUGGUCUUCAGUAUGGAUUUGAGGAGAACAUCUUUCACUACUUUUUUAAGGUGUCUUGGAUGUUGGAGACCCCAGAGGUUCCCGUUUUCGGACAAGGAACAAACCACAUUCCAACAAUUCACGUUUUUGACCUUGGAGGAGUGAUUCAGAACAUCAUUGAACUGAAGCCAAAGGCUAAGUACUUUCUUGCUGUUGAUGAGUCCAAGAACACUUUGGAGGAUAUUGUGAAGACCAUAAGCGAGUUCCUCGGGUCCGGAAGAGUCUGCAGGUUAUUGAUGGAGGAGGCUGUCGCCAUGAAGGCUUUAAAGCCGCAGGAAGUGGACUGUCUUAGUAUUGACCUCCGUCUUGAUGCCGCUAACGUGAACAGCCUCCUUAACCUGAGCUGGAGGUGUCAAAGUGGUCUGGUGCUGAACAUGGAGAGCGUGGUGCAGGAAUUCAAAGACAGCAGACAGCUGCAGCCAAUCAGAAUCUGUGUUCUUGGCCCCCCAGCUGUGGGGAAAACCACAGUCGCUGAGAUGAUCUGCAAACAUUACAAGAUCCAUUACAUCAGCACUGGAAAGGCCAUCGAGGAGAAGAUCUCCCAACUGAAAGAGAUGAUGAGUGGAUCACAGCCUGGAGACUUCAGUGCAGAGGCUACAGCGCAGAAAGAACUGGAGAUGAUAAAACAAAGCAUGGAGAGCAGUCAAGGACAGCUGACAGAAGGUCAAGUUUUUGAGAUUUUGCAAGAGAAGCUGAACUCCAAGCAGUGCAGGAACCAAGGAUUUGUUCUCGACGGAUUUCCAGAGUCCUACAGUCAGGCAGCCAUGCAUUUCUCCACUGAAGAAACGGAAAGUCAGGAGUCACACCUGGAGUCCAGAGCACCUGGAUACAACAAGACCAUCACUCCAGAUUACGUCUUUUCCCUGGAGGCGUCCGAUGACUUCCUGACUGAACGAGUGCGUGCUCUCCCACAGAGCACGGCUGAGGAAGCUCAUCUGGUCCAGGAUGAGUUCCUGUCUCGUCUGUCCGAGUACAGAAAGCUGGAGGAGGCAGAAGAAACGGUGCUGGACUUCUUUGAUCAUUGUGAAAUCCAUCCGGAACACUUAGGAAUAACUCCCCGAAAAUUCCCCCGAUGCAGUUGGACUUCUCUCCGACGUCACGAGCUCAGUGCAGAGGAUCCAGACUACACAGAUGUGAUGAAGAGGAUCACAGAGGUGGUGGGACUUCCCAAGAACUACAGCAGGAGUUACGAGGAGCACAAGGAAGAAGAUCCUCUAAAGAAGGAGGCAGAGAGGAGGCAGACGCUGGCAGCCGAGAGGAGACGCAGGAAGGAGGCCGUUCUGGCUGAGAUGGCUGCUCAGCACGAGGCCUGGCAUAAGAGCAUGCAGGAGGUGCAGCGGCAGGAAAAGGAGCGUCUGGAAGCCCAGGCUCUUCCCCUGAGGAACUACCUGAUGGAGUUUGUGGUGCCGUCCAUCACAGAGGCCAUGUCACAGUGCUGCGUCCUCAAACCAGACGACCCCAUCGAUUUCCUGGCUGAGUUUCUGUUGCAGAACAGAACAGAGUGAGAACACCUGCUGCAACAUUUAUACCAAAGACCUUCAGAGCUUCACUCUAUCCGUCGAAUCCUGUCUUUUGAAAUUUCUGUAAAAAUUUGUCAGAAAUAAACUUGAAAAAGGUGA